AUGAUGCUGCUGAAUCUGCGAUACCACCCACCUGGCGCACUUCCCGCCGCAAACCCUUUUGGGACGAAAGUCACGGAAAGGAAAAAGGCACCCAAUGUCAUCAGCCGGAUCGAGUCGCACGAAAACGCUCGCGGCUUCAGUGACGAAGCCAAGUCCAUCACUGGUGCAGUGGACCCUCAAUCCGCAGUACUCGGGUACGUCGAUCCAUCAAGAGGUGGAAAAGCGCAGGCGGGGGAGGAGGAAAGGAAAACGCUCGUCACCUGCAUCGGCGUCUGCCGAACGUGGCUUGCUCCUCCCAAGGGCCCCGACCCAGAGCGCCAAGUUGAUCAACCAGCCUAA
Molecule: messenger RNA, 339 nt
Organism: Colletotrichum paranaense
Lineage: Eukaryota; Fungi; Ascomycota; Sordariomycetes; Glomerellales; Glomerellaceae
Exons: 2
Coding region: 1-339 (112 amino acids)
Source: RefSeq, a predicted model, not a curated record